Messenger RNA from Lacerta agilis (Sand lizard), 12555 nucleotides. RefSeq names its product dynein heavy chain 17, axonemal-like. The record is from RefSeq and is a predicted model, not a curated record. Gene Ontology annotation, cellular component: dynein complex. Gene Ontology annotation, biological process: microtubule-based movement. Lineage: Eukaryota; Metazoa; Chordata; Lepidosauria; Squamata; Lacertidae. Gene Ontology annotation, molecular function: dynein light intermediate chain binding; minus-end-directed microtubule motor activity; ATP binding.
UCCAUUCAUCAGCAAUGUCAUGUACACCGUAUGCUUGAUCUGGGCCAAUUCUGAAUACUACAACAUUCCAUCCCGGAUCAUUGUCGUAUUGCAGGAGAUCUGUAACCUCUUCAUUGAUUUGACACGUAAUUUUCUGAGUCCCGAGGAAGUGCUCAAAGGCUUACAAGGUGAAAUUGAAGAGGUGCUAGGAGGGAUCAAGCUGGCUAUCUCUGUGAUAGAGAAACUCUACAAGACUUAUGACGUUUGUUGCACAGAUAUGAUGCCCAAGUUUUUUAAGGACAAAGAACCCCAGUACUGGGAGUUCCCUUCUACGCUAGUUUUCACUAGAAUGAAUUCAUUUUUUCACAGACUGAAGACAAUAGAGGAACUGUACAUGACUUCAAUUGAAUUUCUCAAACUGGAGAAAAUUGAAUUGGGAGGUGUGAGAGGCAAUAUCUUAGGGAGGCUGGUGGUUCAAAUUUAUGAGGAGGUUCUCGAAUAUGUUAAGGUCUUUGUUGAGUGCAAAUAUGAUCCUUUAGAUCCGGCAGAUGAGCAAUUUGAUGAAGACUUUGCAGCCUUCCAGAUCAAAAUUCAGGAUUUGGAUCGACGGCUGUCCACCAUUUUCUAUCAAGGAUUUGUUGACUGCUCCAGUUUUGAAUCUGCUGUCAAGCAAAUCCAUAUGUUUGCAUCCCUGUUGGAUCGACCAUUAAUAAAGGCAGAUGUAGCACCACACUAUGCAACCCUUCUGGAGAUGUUCAAUGUUGAGCUGGACAAUGCAAAGAUUUUAUAUGAUGCCCAAAUAGCUGCCACUACAGCAGGUGAUGGUGUGCCUCCCCUUAGCAAAAAUAUGCCCCCUGUUGCCGGACAACUGAAGUGGGCUUUGGAACUCCAGGAAAGAUUGCAGCUCCCAAGGAAAGACUUGCGGGCCAUCGAUCAUCCGGUUAUGUUCAGUUCUGAGGCCAAGCUGAUAUAUGCAAAGUAUGAUGAAAUGAUACGUUUGCUGCAAGGUUACCGUGAGAAAAUUUAUGCAGAUUGGAUUGGCCGGGUUGACAGAGACUGCCAGUUCAACCUAGAGCAGCCACUGAUCCAUAGAGAUCCAGAGACUAAUCUUAUUAGUGUGAAUUUCAGCAAAGAGCUUGUAGCUGUUCUCCGUGAAGUCAAGUACCUGAACUUUCAGCAGCAGAAGGAAAUUCCGGACAGUGCUGGAAGCCUCUUUUCUCAGAAUGAAACGUUUCGGAAGUUUGUGGACAACUUAGAUCUCAUAGUUGGCUGGUAUAACAAGAUCAAAAAGACAAUUUUGACAGUAGAACUUCCGCUGAUCAAGGGGGAGCUGCAAGAAAUUGAUGUUGGCCUGAGAAAAGCCGAGACCAACCUGUACUGGAGCAAUGAAGAUGUUAUGGACUAUAUUCAGGAGAUGCGAAAUAUCUUAUAUGAUUUAGAGACAAGAAUUCAGAAAACGAAAUUAAACGUGGAGAACAUUGGGCAGCUUAUGCAGGAAUGGUCAGCUAGUCCUUUGUUUGAAAGGAAAGACAAUAAGGAGACAGCACUCCUUGAUCUGGAUGGGAAACAAACAAACAUCCACAAACGCUAUGGCGCAAUCAGAGAUGCCGGGCAGAAGAUCCAGGCUAUGGUUGAGGAAAAUGCAGAAUUGUUCAAGGCAGACAAGACAACAAGAAUGUGGUCUAAUUAUGUGGAAUUCAUAGAUGACAUGAUUUUAGAUGGCUACUUUAAGUUUAUCCGCAAAUCGCUGCAAUUUCUGCUCAGCAACAUGUCUGCUGAUGCUGCUGUAGCCCCUUUGUUUGAAGUGCGCAUGGAGCUGUAUAAAGAUGAAUUGAGGUAUCGUCCAUCGCUGGAAGUGGGAGCAGAGGAAGGAUUUUUCGAACUGGUGGAAAACCUGAUGAACGAUAUCUACGAUACAGCUAAGCUGAUACCGCGACUGGCAAAAGGGAAGUCCAGCUAUAAGGUUGACCUAGAAGACAUGGGAGAGUUGAUGGAGAUACGAGAGGAGAUUGGGAACAUUGUGGUCAAUGCCAUGAAACAAGGUGAAGAAUACGAAGAUUCAUUUGAGAGAUAUUCGUACCUUUGGAUGGAUGAUCCCCACGAGUUCAUGCAGCGCUUCCUCACUUUUGGCCAUGCUCUAACACCUGAAGAGCUGGAGUCUCACGCAGAGGAGUACUUGCCUCAUGUCGCGCCCACCCUAGACCAGUUUCAGCUCCAGAUUGACACUUACGAGAAGCUCUAUGAAGAAGUGUCCAAGUUUGAGAAUACCAGAGUGUUCAACGGUUGGUUGCAAAGUGACUGUCGUCCCUUCAAGCAAGCGCUCCUGAAUACCAUCAAACGCUGGAGCCUGAUGUUCAAACAGCACCUCAUCAACCACGUGACCACCAGUCUUCGGGAUCUUUCCACUUUCAUGAAAGAAGUCAAUGCAGGCUUAACCAAACCUGUGAAGGAAGGUGACUACGAUGGGCUUGUGGAAGUGAUGGGACACCUGAUGAGGGUCAAAGAAAGACAUGCAGCUACUGACAAUAUGUUUGAGCCUCUAAAGCAAACCAUUGAGUUGCUCAAACUAUAUGGAGAAGAAAUGCCCGAAGAAAUCCAUAUGCAGUUGCACGAAUUGCCAGAACAAUGGAAUAACACCAAAAAGUUAUCAUUCCAAGUCAAGCAGAAUGUGGCUCCUCUGCAGGCAAAUGAAGUUACCAUUCUCCGAAGGAAAUGCCAACAGUUUGAGCUUAAGCAGCAUGAGUUCAGGGAGAAAUUCCGAGAAGAAGCACCUUUCACCCAUGUUGAUCCAGAUCCAUAUAAAUCCCUCAAUAAGCAACAAAAAAUGAUCACCAAUAUGGAGAAAGAAAUGGAAGCCCUAUCCAAAUCUGCAGGCUUGUUUGAGGUAUCUGUCCCAGAUUACAAACAGCUGAAGGCCUGCCAUAAGGAAGUGCGCUUGCUCAAGGAGCUCUGGGAUAUGAUUGUCUUGGUCAAUGAAAGUAUUAAUGACUGGAAGACAACCAAGUGGAAGGAAAUUAAUGUCGAGCAAAUGGACCUGGAUUGCAAGAAAUUUGCUAAGGAUGUGAGAGCCUUAGACAAGGAAAUGAGGGCAUGGGAUGCUUUUGUGGGACUGGAUAACACAGUUAAAAAUAUGAUGACCUCUCUCCGAGCUGUGACUGAGCUCCAGAAUCCAGCUAUUCGAGACAGACAUUGGAAAGAACUGAUGGAGGCCACACAGGUGAAGUUCACCAUGUCUGAGGAGACGACGCUUGCAGACCUACUUCAGCUGAAUCUUCACAAUUUUGAGGAUGAAGUUCGCAGUAUUGUGGACAAGGCUGUGAAAGAGUCUGGGAUGGAAAAGGUAUUGAAGGCUCUUGAUAGUACCUGGUCAACUAUGCAAUUUGAACACGAGCCCCACCAUAGAACUGGGACCAUGAUGCUCAAGUCUGAUGAGGUACUGGUAGAGACCCUUGAAGAAAAUCAAGUGCAACUCCAGACCCUGAUGACUUCAAAGUAUUUAGCACAUUUCCUUCAGGAAGUCUCAAGCUGGCAGCAGAAAUUGUCUACAGCUGACUCUGUGAUAAGUAUCUGGUUUGAAGUCCAGAGAACCUGGAGCCACCUAGAAAGCAUUUUCAUUGGCUCGGAGGACAUUCGCAAUCAGCUCCCAGAGGACUCUAGGCGUUUUGAUAACAUUGACAAGGAUUUUAAGGAAUUAAUGGCUGAUGCAGUAAAAACCCCGAAUGUGGUUGAAGCAACAAAUAAACCAGGUCUCUAUGACAAACUAGAGUCCUUGCAAAAAAGCUUGGCACUCUGUGAAAAGGCUUUGGCUGAAUACCUGGAAACAAAGAGACUGGCUUUCCCCAGAUUUUAUUUUGUAUCCUCUGCCGACCUGCUGGAUAUUUUGUCCAAUGGGAACGACCCCGUUGAGGUAUCCCGUCACUUGUCCAAGCUAUUUGAUAGUAUGGCCAAGCUGAAAUUCAAAUUGGAUGCAAAAGAGCAGCCUCUGAAGGUUGGCUUGGGAAUGUACAGCAAAGAGGACGAGUAUGUUGAUUUUGACAAGGAGUGUGACUGUUCUGGACAGGUGGAGGUUUGGCUAAACCGAGUGCUGGAGAGAAUGCAGAGCACAUUGCGCAAAGAGAUUUCUGAGGCUGUGGUGACUUAUGAGGAAAAGCCAAGAGAGCAAUGGCUAUUUGAUUACCCGGCACAGAUUGCUUUAACAUGUACCCAGAUCUGGUGGACAACGGAGGUUGGCAUUGCCUUUUCACGACUGGAGGAAGGCUAUGAAAAUGCUAUUAAAGAUUACAAUAAGAAACAGAUUAACCAGCUAAACACAUUAAUUACACUACUCAUUGGGAACUUAACCCCAGGAGACAGAAUGAAGAUUAUGACAAUCUGUACCAUUGAUGUCCAUGCCAGAGAUGUCAUUGCCAAAAUGAUUUUAGCAAAGGUGGAAAGCUCCCAGGCCUUUACCUGGCAGUCUCAACUUAGGCAUCGUUGGGAUGAUGAAAAGGGACACUGCUAUGCCAAUAUAUGUGACGCUCAGCUCCAGUAUUCCUAUGAGUACCUUGGCAACACUCCACGGCUGGUGAUCACACCGCUCACUGACCGGUGUUACAUCACCCUGACACAGUCCCUCCACUUGAUCAUGGGAGGAGCUCCUGCAGGCCCUGCUGGCACAGGGAAGACAGAGACCACCAAAGACUUGGGAAGGGCAGUGGGGAUCAUGGUGUAUGUCUUCAACUGCUCUGAGCAAAUGGACUAUAAGUCCUGCGGAAAUAUCUACAAAGGAUUGUCCCAGACAGGUGCAUGGGGAUGUUUUGAUGAAUUCAAUCGGAUUUCGGUGGAAGUCUUGUCUGUAAUUGCUGUACAGGUUAAAUGUGUUCAAGAUGCCAUAAGAGCCAAAAAGAAGGUUUUCAACUUCCUUGGAGAGACCAUUUCUCUUAUUCCAACUGUUGGAAUGUUUAUUACUAUGAAUCCGGGAUAUGCUGGCCGUACUGAGCUGCCUGAAAAUUUGAAAGCUUUGUUCAGGCCCUGUGCCAUGGUUGUUCCUGAUUUCGAGCUUAUCUGUGAAAUCAUGCUUGUUGCUGAAGGUUUCAUUGAAGCCAGGCUUCUAGCUAGGAAGUUUAUUACUCUCUACACACUGUGUAAGGAGCUGCUUUCAAAGCAGGAUCACUAUGACUGGGGUUUGAGAGCUAUCAAGUCUGUGCUAGUGGUGGCCGGUUCACUCAAGAGAGGAGACCCAGGACGGGCAGAAGACCAGGUUCUCAUGAGAGCUUUGCGAGACUUUAACAUCCCCAAGAUUGUGACGGAUGACUUGCCUGUCUUCAUGGGACUCAUCGGAGACCUUUUCCCAGCGCUGGAUGUGCCUAGGAAGCGUGAUCUAAACUUUGAAAAGAUAAUCAAACAGUCCGUUACGGAGCUCAAACUACAACCCGAGGAGAGUUUUGUGCUGAAGGUGGUACAGCUGGAAGAGUUACUCCAAGUUCGGCAUUCUGUGUUUGUGAUUGGAAAUGCAGGCUGUGGCAAAUCUCAGGUUCUGAAAUCUCUGAAUAAAACUUACCAACUGAUGAAAAGAAAACCUGUAGCUAUUGACCUUGACCCUAAAGCUGUAACCUGUGACGAACUAUUUGGAAUCAUUAACCCUGCUACCAGAGAAUGGAAAGAUGGCUUGUUUUCAACCAUUAUGCGUGAUCUCGCUAAUAUAACUCAUCGUGGACCAAAAUGGAUCGUUCUGGAUGGAGAUAUAGAUCCAAUGUGGAUUGAGUCUUUGAAUACGGUUAUGGAUGACAACAAGGUGCUCACCCUAGCAAGCAAUGAGCGAAUCCCACUAAAUCCCACCAUGAGGCUUGUGUUUGAGAUCAGCCACCUAAGAACAGCAACACCCGCCACAGUGUCCAGAGCAGGAAUCUUGUACAUUAACCCUGCUGACCUUGGCUGGAAUCCAGUGGUCAGCAGCUGGAUUGAGCGUCGGGAAGUACAAUCUGAAAAAGCCAAUUUGAUGAUCCUGUUUGACAAAUACUUGCCCACAUGUUUGGAUAAGCUGAAGUUUGGGUUCAAGAAGAUAACCCCUGUACCUGAAGUGACGGUGAUACAAACGAUCCUGUACCUUCUAGAAUGCCUCUUAACCCCAGUCAACACGCCUCCGGAUUCUUCCAAAGAGCUGUAUGAGCUCUAUUUUGUGUUUGCCUGCUUCUGGGCAUUUGGAGGAGCGAUGUUCCAAGAUCAGCUUGUAGACUAUCGUGUGGAGUUCAGCAAAUGGUGGAUAAAUGAGUUUAAAACCAUCAAGUUUCCUUCUCAGGGGACUAUUUUUGACUAUUACAUUGACUCAGAUACGAAAAAGUUCUUGCCUUGGACUGAUAAAGUGCCUGUAUUUGAGUUGGAUCCAGACGUCCCAUUGCAGGCCUCAAUGGUCCACACAACAGAAACUAUCCGGAUUCGCUAUUUCAUGGAUCUCUUAAUGGCAAAGAAAUGGCCUGUGAUGCUAGUUGGGAAUGCAGGCACUGGGAAGUCAGUGCUAAUGGUAGAUAAGCUGGACACCCUGAACACAGAUGAUUACUUAGUGCAAUCUGUCCCCUUUAAUUUCUACACAACUUCAGCAAUGCUGCAGUCUAUUCUUGAGAAGCCCCUGGAGAAGAAAUCUGGCAGGAACUUUGGUCCCCCUGGUACCAAGAAACUCAUCUACUUCAUAGAUGAUAUGAACAUGCCAGAAGUCGACAAAUAUGGCACUGUGGCUCCUCAUACCUUAAUCAGGCAGCACAUGGACCAUGGGCACUGGUAUGACAGAACCAAGCUGACACUGAAGGAUAUUCACAACUGCCAGUAUGUUGCAUGUAUGAAUCCAACUUCUGGAUCCUUCACAAUUGACUCGAGACUCCAGCGACAUUUCUGUGUGUUUGCGGUGAGUUUCCCAGGACAAGAUGCUCUUAUGGCAAUUUACAGCACCAUCUUGGGUCAGCACUUGGCCCUCCGAACUGUCCCCAUGGUGGUUCAGAAGAUGCAUUCACAGCUUGUUUCUGCAGCUCUGGCCUUGCAUCAGAAAAUCACAUCAACCUUUCUUCCUACGGCCAUCAAAUUUCACUAUGUUUUCAAUCUCCGGGACCUUUCUAACAUCUUCCAGGGACUUCUCUUCUCCACGGCCGAAUGCCUCCGAUUGCCGGUGGACCUGGUCCGACUGUGGCUGCACGAAGCCACAAGGGUUUACUGUGACAAACUUGUGGAGGAAAAAGAUCAGGAGAGCUUUGGCCGGGUCAUGAUGGCUACUUGCAAAAAAUUCUUUGAGGAGCUAGGUGACAAUGUUGUCUUUGCGAAGCCAAAUAUUUAUUGCCACUUUGCUCAGGGCAUCGGCGAUCCAAAGUAUCUCCCAGUUUCUAACACUCAGUCUCUGAAUAAGCUGCUUGCAGAAGCCCUGGACAGCUACAACGAGGUCAAUGCAGUGAUGAAUUUGGUGCUGUUUGAUGAUGCUGUAUCCCACGUCUGCAGGAUCAAUCGCAUCUUAGAGUCUCCCAGAGGGAACGCUUUGCUAGUGGGCGUAGGAGGGAGUGGCAAGCAGAGCCUGUCUCGGUUGGCAGCCUAUAUCAGCGCCUUGGAUGUGUUUCAGAUCACACUGAAGAAAGGCUAUGGGAUUCCAGACCUCAAAGCUGACUUGGCUUCCCAGUACAUCAAAUCUGCUGUGAAGAACACCCCCACCGUGUUCCUCAUGACGGACUCGCAGGUUGCUGAGGAGCAGUUCUUGGUAUUGAUUAAUGACCUCCUGGCAUCUGGUGAGAUCCCAGGUCUCUUCCAGGACGAUGAAGUGGAAAACAUUAUUACUUCCAUGAGGCCCCAGGUGAAAUCCAUGGGCAUGCAGGAUACUAGGGAAAACUGCUGGAAGUUCUUUAUUGACAAAGUCCGUCGGCAGCUGAAGGUGAUUCUUUGUUUCUCCCCUGUGGGGUCCACCCUCCGUGUGCGGGCAAGAAAAUUCCCUGCUGUAGUGAACUGCACCGCCAUUGACUGGUUUCACGAAUGGCCUGAAGACGCCCUGGUAUCUGUCAGUGCCAGGUUCCUAGAGGAGACCGAAGGAAUAGAGAAUGAUGUCAAGUCCUCCAUCAGUCUGUUUAUGUCAUUUGUCCACACAACUGUCAAUGAAAUGUCCAAGGUCUACCUGGCUACUGAGAGGCGCUAUAAUUAUACAACCCCAAAGACUUUCCUGGAACAGAUCAAACUGUACCAGAACUUGCUUGCUAAAAAAAGAGCAGAGCUUAUUGCCAAAAUUGAGAGGCUGGAGAAUGGUUUGAUGAAACUCCAGAGUACUGCCUCACAGGUUGAUGAUCUGAAAGCCAAACUUGCUGUUCAAGAGCUGGAGCUGAAACAUAAGAAUGAAGAUGCUGACAAGCUGAUCCAAGUGGUUGGGGUAGAAACGGAGAAAGUGAGCAAGGAGAAAGCAAUUGCUGAUGAAGAGGAGCUGAAAGUGCAAGUCAUUAACACAAAUGUAACAGAGAAGCAAAGGGCCUGUGAAACGGAUUUGGCUAAAGCUGAACCAGCUCUGAUGGCUGCCCAGGAAGCCUUGGACACUCUCAAUAAGAACAACCUGACAGAACUGAAGUCUUUUGGAUCUCCCCCGGAAGCUGUGGUUAACGUGACAGCAGCUGUGAUGAUCCUAACAGCUCCAGGUGGCAAGAUACCAAAGGACAGAAGCUGGAAGGCAGCAAAAGUCAUGAUGGGCAAAGUGGACAGUUUCCUGGAUGCCCUAAAGAAAUAUGACAAGGAGCACAUUCCAGAGAGCUGCUUGAAAGCUUUCAAGCCAUUUCAAAACGAUCCAACGUUCGAUCCAGAUUUUAUACUGUCUAAGUCCACGGCUGCAGCUGGUCUGUGUUCUUGGUGCCUGAACAUUGUUCGCUUCUAUGAAGUCUACUGUGACGUUGCUCCCAAGCGCCAGGCCUUGGAAGAGGCUAAUAAUGAGCUAGCAGAAGCACAAGCAAAGCUCACGCUGAUCAAGAACAAGAUUGCAGAUCUAAAUGCCAACUUGGCCAAUCUGACUGCUGAAUUUGAAAAGGCCACAGCCGAGAAAAUCAAAUGCCAGCAAGAGGCAGAUGCAACAAACAGAGUCAUAUCAUUGGCUAACAGGCUUGUUGGCGGAUUAGCUUCGGAAAACGUGCGUUGGGCCGAGUCUGUGGAAAAUUUCCGUGAGCAAGAAAAGACUUUGUGUGGGGAUGUGCUCUUGAUUACUGCAUUUGUUUCCUACGUUGGCUAUUUUACAAAAAAAUACAGGACUGAGCUUCUGGACAAGUACUGGACUCCUUUCCUCCAGCACCUAAAGGUGCCCAUUCCCAUCACCCCUGGGCUGGACCCUUUGAGCCUCCUAACAGAUGAUGCAGAUGUAGCAACGUGGAACAACCAGGGGCUCCCCAGUGACCGGAUGUCAACAGAAAAUGCAACUAUACUUUGCAACACAGAGCGCUGGCCACUUAUUGUAGAUGCCCAGCUCCAAGGGAUCAAGUGGAUUAAGAACAAACAUGGAGAAGACCUGAAGGCCAUCCGGCUUGGACAGAGAAGCUAUCUAGAUAUCAUUGAAAAGGCAGUUUCUGAUGGAGACACCCUGCUCAUUGAGAACAUCGGAGAGACCGUGGAGCCUGUGCUGGAUCCUCUGCUAGGCCGAAACACCAUCAAGAAAGGAAGAUACAUUAAAAUAGGAGACAAGGGUGGAGUACCACCCCAAUUUCCGCCUCAUUCUGCAUACCAAGUACUUCAACCCCCACUACAAGCCAGAGAUGCAGGCCCAGUGCACCUCAUCAACUUUCUGGUCACCAGAGAUGGGCUGGAGGACCAGCUUUUAGCUGCUGUGGUGGCUAAGGAGAGACCUGACCUAGAGGAACUGAAGGCUACUCUCACAAAACAACAGAAUGAGUUUAAGAUCAUCCUGAAGGAGCUGGAGGAUUCCUUACUGGCUAGACUCUCUGCUGCAUCAGGAAACUUCCUUGGCGACACAGCCUUGGUGGAAAAUCUGGAGACCACCAAGCGCACAGCAAAUGAGAUAGAGGAAAAGGUGAAAGAGGCUAAAAUUACUGAGCUGCAAAUAAAUGAAGCUAGAGAGAACUACAGGCCAGCUGCAGAAAGGGCUUCCUUGUUGUACUUUAUACUGAAUGACCUCAACAAAAUCAACCCCAUCUAUCAGUUCUCAUUAAAGGCAUUUAAUGUGGUUUUUGAGAAGGCCAUUCAACGGACUCCUCCAGCAGAAGAUGUGAAACACAGAGUGAUAAACCUAACCGACGAGAUCACCUACUCAGUCUUCAUGUACACUGCUCGGGGACUUUUUGAGAGAGACAAGCUUAUUUUUCUAGCCCAAGUUGCCUUUCAGGUCUUGUUGGUGAAGAAAGAAGUGAAUCCGGUGGAACUAGACUUCCUUCUGCGCUUUCCCUUUAAAGCUGGACUGGCAUCUCCAGUAGAUUUCCUGUUAGGUCAAGGAUGGGGUGGAAUUAAGGUGCUGUCUGAUAUGGACGAGUUCAAAAACUUGGACAGUGACAUUGAAGGUUCUGCUAAGCGGUGGAAAAAGUUUGUGGAAUCCGAGACCCCUGAGAAGGAAGUAUUUCCAAAGGAGUGGAAGAACAAGACAGCCCUGCAAAAGCUGUGCAUGAUGCGAUGUAUGAGGCCAGACCGCAUGACCUAUGCAGUCAAGAACUUUGUGGAGGAGAAAAUGGGGAGUAAAUUUGUUGAAGGCCGAAGUGUUGAAUUUUCCAAAUCCUAUGAAGAGAGCAGCCAGUCAACACCCAUAUUCUUCAUUCUCUCUCCCGGAGUUGAUCCCCUGAAGGACGUUGAAGCCCUAGGUCAAAAGCUUGGCUUCACCAUAGACAAUGGGAAAAUCCACAAUGUGUCUCUAGGACAAGGACAGGAAGUUGUGGCAGAACAUGCUCUGGAUGUGGCUGCAGUAGAGGGACACUGGGUCAUUCUUCAGAACAUCCAUCUGGUAGCCAAGUGGCUGGGAACACUGGAUAAGAAGGUUGAACGGUAUAGCAUAGGGAGCCAUGACGAUUACAGAGUAUACAUGAGCGCAGAGCCUGCUCCCUCUCCAGAUUCUCACAUUAUCCCUCAGGGACUCCUGGAAAAUGCUAUUAAAAUCACCAAUGAGCCUCCAACAGGCAUGCAUGCCAACUUACACAAAGCCCUGGAUCUUUUUACUCAGGAUACCCUAGAAAUGUGCACCAAAGAAAUUGAAUUCAAGUGCAUUCUUUUUGCCCUCUGCUAUUUCCAUGCAGUGGUGGCAGAACGGCGGAAAUUUGGAGCUCAAGGAUGGAAUAGGUCUUACCCAUUUAACAAUGGAGAUCUCACUAUUUCCAUCAAUGUACUGUAUAAUUAUCUGGAAGCCAAUGUGAAGGUUCCCUGGGAUGACCUGCGGUAUCUCUUUGGGGAGAUCAUGUAUGGGGGACACAUCACCGAUGACUGGGACCGCAGAUUAUGCCGGACUUACCUGGGUGAAUACAUCCGUAUGGAGAUGCUGGAGGGAGAAAUGAUGCUAGCACCAGGUUUCCUUAUACCACCAAACUCCGAUUAUAAGGGAUAUCAUGAAUAUAUUGAUGAAAAUCUCCCACCUGAGAGCCCUUACUUGUACGGGCUUCAUCCUAAUGCAGAGAUUGGGUUCCUCACUGUCACCUCUGAGAAACUUUUCCGCACUGUGCUGGAAAUGCAACCCAAAGAGUCAGAUGCCGGAGGGGGAACUGGUGUGUCCCGAGAAGAAAAGGUAAAAGCUGUGCUAGAUGAGAUCAUGGAUCGGCUUCCAGAGCCCUUCAAUAUGGUGGAGAUCAUGGCAAAGGCAGCUGAGAAGACCCCAUAUGUAGUAGUUGCCUUCCAGGAAUGUGAACGAAUGAACAUCCUUACCAGUGAAAUUAGACGUUCUCUGAAAGAAUUAAACUUGGGGUUGAAGGGAGAAUUGACAAUCACAACAGACAUGGAAGAUCUAUCAAAUGCUCUUUACUAUGACAAUGUUCCUGAUUCCUGGACAAACCGGGCUUAUCCAUCUUUGCUCAGCUUGGGAGCUUGGUAUGCUGACCUACUGCUCCGUAUCAGGGAGCUGGAGGCCUGGACAACAGACUUUGCCCUACCCACAACUGUAUGGCUAGCAGGCUUCUUUAACCCUCAGUCUUUCCUCACGGCCAUUAUGCAGUCUAUGGCUAGGAAAAACGAGUGGCCUCUUGACCGAAUGUGCCUUUCAGUGGAAGUUACCAAGAAGAACCGGGAAGAUAUGACAGCUCCCCCUCGAGAAGGCUCCUAUGUGCAUGGGCUUUUCAUGGAAGGUGCGCGUUGGGAUACUCAGACCGGUGUCAUCAGUGAUGCACGUCUGAAGGAGCUGACCCCCUCGAUGCCCGUCAUCUUCAUCAAAGCCAUUCCCGUGGAUCGUAUGGACACCAAGAACAUGUAUGAGUGUCCUGUCUAUAAGACGCGCAUGCGAGGCCCCACCUACGUCUGGACCUUCAACCUGAAGACAAAAGAGAAGCCAGCUAAGUGGAUUCUUGCUGGAGUUGCUUUGCUCUUACAAGUUUAAUGCCUGCGUUGAAAGCAAAGCCCUACCCACACGCCCCCCACUCCAUCAUGUCACCCCACCACCUUUCCCAAAAUAGAAACUAAGAA